GAUGUGAUCAUGUACUCAUGCGGGUCUUGAUAUUGCCUCUAGGCCAUAAUUAAAAUAGUUGUUACUAACAAUUAUGCUCCAUCUACUGUUUUCGUUCUAAAAAUAAUAAUGGCAGAGGAAAAAACUGCAAAAGAUUUCAGCAAAUACCUUGAAGUGGACUUGGAUCAUAAGCUGAAACCAAUAACCGCUUCCAUCGAUGAUAUGCUGACCCGACUUGAGGAGUUUCAGACUAUGAUUUCAUUCGUUGUUCAAGACCGAAUUGAUUAUAAUGAUAUUUUAACCGCUAUUCCGAAUUACAAAAAUGAAUUCGAUAAUAUGUGCAAGAAAAUCGACACUUUGGAGAAGUUGAUGGCUCAUAUCAAAUCCAAUUUGGAUCAGUUGGAAUGUGGAAUCGAAAAAGCAGAAGAUGAACUUGGAUGCAGCGAAACCACUAUGAAAGUUACCAAUAUCUUCACACCCCUUUUUAGAAAACAGUCGGGGAAGAAAGAGUUUCGCUUCCAAUCGGAUAACUUCAAAACUGAAAAUUAUUUUCAUUGAAAGUUAACCAUAUUUUCAUCAAUCAGGAUCAGAAAGUAAAAUAUAUUUUUAUACUACUUUUAUUUAUAUACUGCAUUGAGGAUGUUUACAUUCAUCACCUACCUCAAACUGGAAGGAAAACUGACAAUGUACGUAAUAUUGAACUCAACAUAUUCCACAAAUGUAAAUAAAUGGUAUUACUCUUCAACAAUAUUUUACAUUUUUUUCAAUGGAUGUUGGAAAGUUAUAGACGUUUUAUGAUACAAUAAACUAUUAUCAUGGU
Molecule: messenger RNA, 799 nt
Organism: Leptinotarsa decemlineata (Colorado potato beetle)
Lineage: Eukaryota; Metazoa; Arthropoda; Insecta; Coleoptera; Chrysomelidae
Product: biogenesis of lysosome-related organelles complex 1 subunit 4
Cellular component (GO): BLOC-1 complex
Source: RefSeq, a predicted model, not a curated record